GCAUGUGCGUUAUGAGCUUACAGCCAGACAUCGGUUUUUGCAGGAAAUACUCCAAAAUUAAAAAAUAUUAAUUUCCGAGGAUGGCUUGCUGUUAUUCCUUUCUGGACUUUCUCGUUUUUGUCCUAACUUUCAGUGCAUUCUUCCCAGCGGUUGUGUUCACAGUCAACGGCACAGAAAAAGCACCGGGCAAUAUAACCGACGCCAACUUCGACACCUUGCCUCUGAAUGUACGCGAGUGUACUGCUCGGCCGCAGGGAGUCUGCACACCUGCUUCGCUGGAUGCAUCUGAUUGUGCAUUCCUUUCGCCCACGAGUGGCGAGUACUAUGCUAAACGCCAACAGACACACAUCACACUGGUUUGUGGUGAGGAAUAUCCGGAUGCGGAUAUUACCAAAGACGUCUUUCAGAAGCAGACAGUAGCCAUUAGCAAACGCAGUAGACACCGCGCUGUCUAUGUGGAAAUCCGGAAUGAUACGCUCUUGGAUGCCAUCCAGCCAAUUCGACAGCAGAUUGUCGUGCUGAAAAUUAAGCGCUCCAUUGACAACCUGUUGACCUUUCGCGUGGGACUGCUGGGGCUAAUCAACCUGCUAGAAAUUUAUUUCGAAGACUGCCAGCCGCUGAUCAUACAUCAGCGAGACCUUUCACCGCUACAAAAUCUGCGUAUCAUCUUGUUCUAUGCAACGGCCAUCCGGUCUGUCCAGCCCACAACGUUUACCGAUCUGCCCAAGCUGCAAGUUUUCGGUGUGUCCAAUAUCAUGUAUUUCCCGGAUGACGAGGAAAUUAUGUUGGAUCUAAACCGUUUUUACUGUGAUCCCCGGAACGAGUGGUUCUGGAAGUGGCUAGCGGCAAAUCCGCGGUUGAGUGUCGAGCGCACCGCGGGUAGUGUAUUCAAGAUUGGUACUCUGCAAAACAAGGAAACGUGGUUUCAAGAAACAGGGGUUGCACCCUCUGGAGUUUCUUUUAACGAUGCCAGAUAUGCAUGUAAUAAUGAAAGAUUGGCGUUGACACAGAAGCAGUGUUUAGAUAGUUCCUUUGCACUUUAUUUGUGCAAAUGUUUGCCAACUUUAAUUUCUAAUCUCGAAGAAAAAUAA
Paramacrobiotus metropolitanus is the source of this 1091-nucleotide messenger RNA. RefSeq lists its product as uncharacterized. The record is from RefSeq and is a predicted model, not a curated record. The transcript is spliced from 3 exons. NCBI's taxonomy places the organism in Eukaryota, Metazoa, Tardigrada, Eutardigrada, Parachela, Macrobiotidae. The coding region runs from base 81 to 1091 and encodes 336 amino acids.